Molecule: messenger RNA, 456 nt
Organism: Nicotiana attenuata
Lineage: Eukaryota; Viridiplantae; Streptophyta; Magnoliopsida; Solanales; Solanaceae
Product: craniofacial development protein 2-like
Exons: 1
Coding region: 1-456 (151 amino acids)
Biological process (GO): chromatin remodeling
Cellular component (GO): nucleus
Source: RefSeq, a predicted model, not a curated record
AUGGGUAUUAAGCUGGUAGUUGGUGGGUUUGCUGUAAAUGUGAUUAGUGCUUACGCUCCUCAGGUAGGUUUUGACCAGGAGGUCAAGAAGCGAUUCUGGGAGGAUUUGGACAAGAUGUUGCGUAGUAUCCCGCCCACAGAGAAGUUGUUCAUUGGCGGAGAUUUCAAUGGUCAUAUUGGGGCUAGUGCUAGGGGUUAUGAUGAUGUGCAUGGCGGGUAUGGUUUUGGGGUUAGGAAUGAGGGAGGUAAUUCACUAUUGGAUUUUGCUAGAGCUUUUGAUUUGGUUAUAGCUAACUCGAGUUUUCCGAAGAGGGAAGAGCACCUGGUCACAUUCCGGAAUUCAAUGGGCAAGACUCAAAUCGAUUAUCUUCUUUGCAGGAAAUGUGAUAAAGGUCUGUGCAUUCUGACUGCAAGGUCAUCCCAAGUGAGCACCUCACGACUCCACAUAGGCUCCUAG